AGUGAAAACGUCCCCACCCCAUAGUUGUAAUUACAAAACAUGAACACACUUCUUCUAUCGUUCCAGGUGUGUGUUGUUCCAGUUGAGUUUUUUACUUGAGCACGAAAAAGCUUUUCCUCGGAGCCUUGAGCGCUAGCCUAAACCACAAGCAACGCUUGCAGCCUAUCGAUAUGCGACUGAAACUGAAAGUGUUUGUCAUGCGGAGCCCCAUGAGGAGCAUUUUCUGAUCGUGUUUUGGAAUUUGUCAUGCUGCAAUCAGCAUGAUAUACUAGGUCUCUUAUGCUGCUGAACUACCUCAAACAGCACUACACUACGAGUCUAAAUUUGUCAUGCGAAACAGCCAAAACUUUUGGAUUUGUCUUGCCGAUUCCCCAUCUUGACUAUGGGGUGGGGACGUUUUUACAUAGGAUAAUUCGCGGCAGCGAUCGCAGAUCAUGUUCCAGGCCCGGGCGCUCGUCGGACUUCGCGGGCGGAGAAGGAGUUAUUCUCGGGGAUCAUGACCAUCAAGCCGAAGCCGUUGCGCUGGCCGGUGAGUUUGUUUAAAUAAAACACGGAUGAAUAUAAUCUUCAUAUAUACAUUUUGUGGGUUUAUUUCCAUUUCGUAUUUAUUUUCGUUCUCUGUUAGCCUGAGAAACCCUAAGAAAAGAAACGAAAUCAGUACAAAACUCAACCACAUACUAAAAAUUAGGCCUGGACGGCGCGAGGAGCAGUCCGAAUGACGAUGGCACGACCGCAGGUCUGCUCGGGCGGUAUCGUAAGAAAAAACUGUUUCACUGUAAGGAUUUUGCAAGUUUUGCAUUACAAGUUCGCUACACAUCACAAAGAAAACUUGCCAUGCAAGGAUCCUAAGGGAAAACACCGCUAAAAAUCAUUUGUCUCGCAUGUGUAGCAAUACAAACACUUCAGUGAUGCACUUUCUGCAUCACAAGUUCACAGUGAAACAGUUUUUUUUUGUGAUAGGCGGAUAUCUACGAGUAGUAUCCUGACCAGCGGCUCGGGUCGUUCUUGUGAAGACCCACCGGAAGCAGAGCAGGGCCGCAUCCCCGUGGCGCCGAGAAACACGGCUGUGCAGCAGGGUGCCGCCUUCGCCUUAUCUACGAAUACGUUGUGUAGUAGUACUACGCUGCGGAUGAAUAACAUUAACAGCUGCCACAACUACGCCACGGCUUGCAGCAGCAGGAGCUGUGCCGGCGCGACGCUCGUAGACUGCUCCGGCGGAGUAUCGCAAGAAAAAAGUGUUACAGUUACACAUUGUGUUGCAGGCCAAGCAAGACAGACAAGCUCUGUCAUGCCGGAUAUGCAUAGGAGCCUCGUUUCAUACGUGUUUUCCCGUAGGAUUUCUGCAUUACAAGUUUUCUCUCUCAUGCAGAGAAAUUUGUGUUGCUGAAUUGACUACAAAUGUGUAACUGUAACACUUUUUUCGUGGGAUACGGAGGUGGGCGUGGACCUGCACAAUCACAUCUUCCAGGAUCUUCAUGCAGUAUCACCGUCCCACCCGAGCCUACCAGUCCGGAUGUCAUCAAUAUGGUGGAGCAGCUCAACCGCCGGCUGAAAACGUUUCUGCACGAAGCCGCAAACGAAGAGGAGGACAGUGCGCUCGCGGAAAAUCUGCGCGAGAUCGCCGGGGCCGCGCCAAGAACCGGGGAGGCCGGCGAAGAUCAUGCGUUCUUGUCCGCCAGGAAGAACACUACCGGCGGGCGUGAGCAGCAGGAUUUGGAGGUCGGUUGUCCCGGAAGUAAGAACAAUUCCUCUUCGACCACAGGCAAGAUUGUAGCAGACGCAGGCUCCUGCUCUUCAUCUUCUGUAGUGGCAAAAACAAGCACACAUGAAAGAAUCAAUCGCGACAAGUUGGAAGAAAAGUUGACGCAGCUCGAACGAGAAAACCGCGAACUUGCGAACGAAAACGCGAGGCUGCUGCGCGACCAGCGACUUGUGAUACAGGUGAACAAUUCAAACAUGAACAACUGCGAACAAUAUCAGGUUGUUUCCUCCUCGCACACGACUACCACCAGCGCAAACUACAACACACUUCUUAUCCUGUGUGAAAAUGUCCCCGCCCCAUAGUUAAAUUGGGAUCUCUGCAACACAGAUCCUGGAGUUUUGGACGCCACGCAUGACAAGUUGCAGCCCGUAGUGUCGUGCAGGUUAGCAAGGACAGCCGGAUUACAAAUCGAGAUGCGUAUCCUGCUUACAGCAUUACAAAUUCCAAAACACGACUGGAAAUGCCCAUCAUCGGGAUGCGCAUCACAAAUGUUCUUGUCAUUGCAAAUCUGCAUGACAACGCUGGGGUGGGGAUGUUUUUACAUAGGAUACUCCUUCCUGCCUCCAACGGUGCGCUCUACAUUCGGACGCCGCGAUAUGGAAGCGUCAGGAUUGAAAUCGACAAAGUUGAAAUAAUUUCUCAUGCAUGAAUUGCAAGGCGUGCGCUUUCUCUCUUGCUGGGAUGGCAAGUGAGGCCGACGGUCAGCCUGUUUGGGGUCUGCGAUAGAGCUUCUCAAGUAGCAUGACAGAAGACGGCUUCUGUCCCUAAACGGCAUGACAAACUGGAUUUAGAAGGUGCCGAAAUUUGUCAUGCACCGCUUAGAAAUUCAAAUUGGGCUUCCAACUGGUAUCCUCGAUUUUAUGCAUUACAAACUUUGUCGAUUUCAAUCCUGACACUCCCAUACGCGAGGUACCUACCCCUGCGUGGUGAGCUGCACUGGUGGUGCGGAGCCAUCGUCCACUGCGGGGACUGCGCAUCGUGUCGGAUACAACUACAGCACAGCAGGAGGUUUUAAUAGUGGUCUUGCAACGUCGUCUGGAGCCACCUCUAGCUCCUCCAGCGCGUCAUCCUCCUCUGCGCGCUGCGCAACAAAUUUCUACCGCGGUGGAGCCAACACUCACCCACCCACCGCAAACCACCUCGUUGGAGGAGGGUUUUACCAGGACGAGCAUGCUGGCGGGGUACUUUUGAAACCAGGACAACUGCCUGGCAGCGGUGCACAGCGGCAACCUCUUAGUUCAGGGUGCAGUGGACGAGCGGAUCGUGCUGGUCCGUCGACAGAAGCAGCAACGGGAAAAAAUGGGGGCAGCGCGGGCGGCGGAACCGUGCCUGUAGCAGGUGUGCAGCCCAAACUGCUCGCCACAACGCCCACGACCUCGCUGACGAAGCCAACGCUAUGGACGCCAAACCUGCGCGCCGCUUUCCAGCCCGUCAGUGCAACGCAAAGAUCUGGCUCUUCUAGAAGAGGAAGUGCGGUGAACUUAGGUAUAAGUGGUCGCGAUCUUGUUUUCUUCCUACGACGUGUACUAUUGUAGGGAAGAACAAGAUUGCUAUUGCUCCGCUGUGUGACAGAGUACCAUGCAUAAAGAAAAGUUGAUGGUUACAUUCUUUAUUCUGGUGCAAAAGUACUUACUACAAAAAUCAAACCUUUUUCAAAUGAUCUCUUUCACAGUAACCAGUCCCUCCCCGAGUAGCAUCAUUCCCGCAGCUGCGACGCCCCUGGGUCGCUGCAGCUCCGGGCCGCUGGUUGGCUGCUCUUUGGUAGGUCCACCCAGGAACAGCUACAGUCCGGCAGUUUACAAUGGGGGUUGUAGCAGUACGGUCGAUCAUGUGGAACAACAGCGAGCAGGUCCUUCAGAUGGUGGUAGUCACCAAAGCUCCUGUAGUAGUGGCAAAAAUCUCGUGCUCGCGUCCACUGCUGGCGCGAGAACGAAAAUUACUCCUCGCGGUGCUGGUCCGGAAAUAGGUGCAGGUAUCUUUGUCUCUGUUGGUUCUUUCAAUUGCGGAUGAUUUCCUUCAUGAUGCGCUGUAUUUUUUAUCCAACGAUCGCAGAUCAUCAUGAAUAUGAAACAGGAAGAACAUGAGGAAAAAACAAAGAAAAUACGCACAAAAAAAGGUCGUCCACCUUCCAGCACAGCAAGCACGAUCCAGUGUGCCCCCCAUCUUCUUCAACAAGACCCCCGCGCCGUCCUGGUCGCGCCACGCAUGGUUGCGGUUCAACAAAACAAGCAACGAGGACCUCCCAUGGCCGCGCCUCUAGAAGUACAACAACACCCCCACUGCAGCUCCGCUAUCAAAAGGAAAAAUCCCCCCUCUCCAUAUCAAAACGAAGUUUCUAAUGCUGGAUUUUUCACGUACACAAAUCAGAUUGGUCUUGCUGGAGAGGGCUACAGGCUACUAUACUUAGCCUGAGUACUAGAGAGGCUUUGGGCUAGGCGCUGAGCAUGGCAAACGCCUAAGCUGUAGGGCCAACAGCAUCAUAAACCGCCUGCAGUAUGCGACGCGGCCUAUGGGGUUGCGUUCUUGCAAGACAGAGCCGAUUUGUGGUCACAAAUCAGCACUGCAAAUUUUCUGAGACGUACUUUUUCGAUAUGGGGAGGGGGGAUUUUUCCUUGCAAUAUCCGCGGCAACUUCUUCUACCACCCUCGCGUCCGGUGCGAUAGCGAGCGAGCCGAGCCGCCUAACUCUCCAGCCCCCGCAUAAUUCCUCGUCGUCAGCGACUAUACCGGUCCGGAGCGGCGUAUGGAAGCGAAAGGAUUGAAAUCGUCAAAGUUGAAAUAAUUUGCAAUGCAUAAAACGGAUACCAGUUGGUGUCUAUUUUUCAAGCGGCGCAUGACAAAUUUGGGUAGAACCGAGAUCCAGUUUGUAUAUGCUGUUUGGGUAAGGAAGGCACCUUUUGUCAUGCUACUUUAACAGCUCUAUUACUAUUUCUACCCCUCGACAGGCUUACCAUCUGCCUCCCUUGCCUACUCUGCAAGACAGGCACUUUGUGGGUUGCAUUUUAUGCAUCACAAACUAUUUCAAGUUUGACGAUUUCAAACCUGACGCUUCCAUACUGAGCGCGCGGCACCGCGGCAUCAAACUCGAACGACUACAACUUCUCCCCCUUCUAUGCAAGAAAAAAACUGUGUAAGUGUAACUCUGUAAUGCAGAACAUGCAACAGAGUUACGCCUGUCAUGCCAGACAACCAUGAAGUCCUCUUUUCAUGUGUGUUUUCCCUUACAAGCCACGCAUGACAGGUUUUCUCUGUCAUGUAGAGCAAACUUGUGAUGCUGUCAGCCAAAGAAAGUUACACUAGCACAGUUUUUUUCUUGGAUACCUUCGCACGGACCUCAAACUGCGCCGCUGUGCAGCCCGUUCGUCCAACCACGGGUGGUUCAUCCGCGGUGGAGGGGACUUCUGCUCGGCCGCCGGCGAGGAUGAUGAAGAUGGAGGUGCAACUACAGGAUGAGAAGAAAUUUGAAGCCUCUAGUUGUACUCAGCCACCGUCAAUGUCAAAUUGUCGUACUAAAAACGCCGGAGACGUCCAAGUUGUCGUACCUGCUCCACCACAUCUGCACAAGAACCCGCUCUUCCUCCGCAAGGAGCGGUCCCUGGCGACCUUCGACCACGUGAAAAUGCAGGUUCCUGGCUGCCGGCAGAACUUCCAAAACGACCAUCAAGCGGGGUUUUUUAACCGAUAUGCAUUGCAAAUUUCCACCCUGGGUCAUGUCUGAAAGGUGGCCACUUAGGAUGCGGAUUCUCGAAUAAAAAAAGAUAAACAAAAAUUAUCUGUGUUGCAUAGAUAGUUGUCAGCAAAAGAGGUCAGAUUCUUGGGUCAAGGACCGGGCAUGAUUUCUCAUGCAGACUAGACAUGGACGAGAGGCGUUCGCAGAAUUUGUCAUGCUUUGCAUGCAUUGCAGACCUUCUUUCGGAUGCAAAGCCCGCAUGACAAGUGUCUGCUCUUUUUCAGAUCCAGACAUGUUUGCACUGGAUAGCUGGCGCUGGACGACGAUCUGCAGUAUCGCAAGCAAAAACUGUUCCACUGUAAACUUGUGAUGCAGAAAAUGCAUCGCAGAAGUGUUUGUGUUGCUACACAUGCAAGACAGUAGAUUUUUAGCUCUGUUUUCUCUUAGGAACCUUGCAUGGCAAAUAUCCCCCGUCAUGUAGAACAAACUUGUGAUGCAAGAGCCUGCAAAAUCCUUACAGUGGAACACUUUUUUCGUACGAUAUGCAGCAAUUCAUCUUCUGUAUCCCGUGCAAUAGUAUCGUACUCGUACUGAAUCGCAGCCCUGCACUACAAAUCUUUUUCUCAUGGGAAAUCCGCAUUAUGCUCAUGCUAAGCAAAUGAUUAUUUGCGUUGCAUUUUUUUAGAUUACUACUAGUAAGAUACUUUUGCAAUCCAUAUUCUACUCGGGAGAACAAUUUUUUGGAGUCGCAGCAACUCGGGAGUCCAUAUUCUACUCGGGAGAACAACACGCACGCUGUCGUGGAGCAGAGUCGAGGUGCUCCUGCAACAUCCUCAUCAAGCAGCGGCCAAACGACCGGACAACAUUCCGUUGCCUCCACGACCACAGCGCGCCUUUUAUCAAAUGCAAAAAUGUCUGGGUCUGGAACAAUGCGAGUUUGUCAUGCUUGUCUGGCAUGACUCGAGAAUCUGUGUUGCAUAGGCACGAAAAGGCCCUCUUCCCUGUCAUGCAAAAACGCAGUUUGCCAUGCGGAAUACGUACUACAUGGCAGCCAAAAAAAUUUGUCAUGCAUAGCUGCGUAUUGCAGUGCGUCUAUCAUUCACUUUUAGCAUUACAAAAUUCCAGACCUAGAUAUAUUUGCAAUCCAUACCUUUCGUGUGUAGGCCAUCCCCAGUCCGCGUCUUUUGUGAUGCCGCCGCCGAGAAGUGCUACGCCCUCGCUUUUUGCCGUUUCAUCAUCAAGAACAACGACGGCCAGAACAAAUUGUGUUUCUACACAAAAAAUGCUUUUGAUGCAAAGUGGAAAAACAGGAGCUGGGACGAGGUGUAACUUCAACCGGUCUUCAGCGGGCCAGAAGAUGACGCGGGAGGAAGAAAAUUUUCAGGAGGGCGGGACGAAUCUUUAUGCUAGUAGGAGCAACUACGACAUGAUCAUAAACCACAAAACCAAUGUGGGCAAUUCUACAACCACCUUUUUGAGGAGCAACCAGUGCUUGUCGCCCAGCGAAAACAAGACAAAAAUCACCAGCGGGUCUUCUGCUUCCACCACGAACGCGAUGAACCUCCCUCUUCAGGGUUGUACUAGCAGGAGCGCAACAAGCCAAAUACACCUCGUCAAAGAAACAGGAGACUGUGAGGACGCCAGCAGUAGAUCAGGAACGACGAAGAUGAUGAAGAAAUUACAGAGAACCAGCCGCGGAUCAAUCAUUCAUCUGGAAGAUGAGCCGGAUCUUUGUGGAGACGAAGAUGUCUUUGAAAACGUACGUUCUUCUGGUGGCAGGAGUAAAAAUAAUGUUCGUAACGUGGACGAAGAAAAUGACAAAGAGAAUGUCGACUUGAUAUGAAAUGCAAAAGCAUCGUACUAGUAUAAAUCGCGUGACAAGAAAUUCCCUCAGCAUGUUGACGAAUAAAAUUUGUAGUGCGGUUUUCCCUUAAGAAAAAGAUUUGUAAUGCUGACUGCGAUUACUACGAGUACGAUACUUUUGCACAGGAUACUUGAACAAUUCCAACCACAACUGCGACCAUCAAAGUGGAGGUCAAGUUUCGACAUCUUCCCAGCACGCCCUCACGAAGAGAGCUGGUGGAGGGAAGAGCUGCGACGUCUUCAAGCACUCGUUGGGUAAGGAGUCUUCGUGUCAUGGCGGCUCUACUGCCGCGACAACCACCAAUAGUACUACCGCGACGUCGACAAGUUCCUCAAGCCACAAGACCAGCGCAAGAAGGUAUCUGGGGCAAAAACGUUCCCACCCCAUAGUCAAGAUGGGAAACUUCUUGGUAGACAAAUCGACAGGCUUUGGAUGUUGCGCAUGACAGAUUUGGCCUUGUAGUGUGAUCCUGUUUAGCUAGUUGAGCAGCAUCACAGGGCUAGCCGAUCAUGCUGAUUGGAGCAGGAGAAACUUCGAAACAAGACUAGAAAAUGCUUCUCAUGGGACUCGGGAUGAGAAACAUUUCUACCACGCAGAUUCGCAUUGCAGCUAUGGAGUCGUGGGGAUGUUUUUCCGUAGGAUAGAAUGGGAUCGAGGAAAAGGAUGAAUGGAGUUCCUACAACUUCCCCGCGCCCGGAUAUGGCGGAAGCGUCAGGGUGGGAUUUUGCAAAAUGGAAAAAUAAAUGUCUUGUGAUGCAGAAAUAAAUUCACCAUGUGCAUGAAUGUCCAUGCGGGACACCUUCUGGUUCUACCGCCAGUCAUCUUGCAGGGAAGGCAAAGGAGGCACAUUGUAAGCGUGACGACUCUCUCUAUCCGCAUGGAACGGGUUCGGGUUCUUGUUGAAGAGCAUCCCAGGAGCGGCUGUCUUGGCGUUUCCGCUAUGUUACUUAAGUAUUUACAGCAUCACAGAUUGAGAUUCUCGAAAUAAGCGAGCUUUGUCGUGCGCCGCUUGGUAGAAAAAAGAAAUUGCAGGUGAGACUAUCGAUUUUUUCCGCUUCUUUGUCAAAGACUUCCCACCUGCUGACGCUGUCAUACUAGCCUCGGUCUACGACAUCGAUCGCCAGAUGCUCUUGCAGCAGUCAAAUAAGGAAAGCGCGGCUCUUAAUACUGCUGAAAAAAGUCGUCACGCCAGCGGCACGAGCACCACGCCGGCACUAGCUACAGCUACCAGUGCGACGAGUGGGGCACUAGGUUCUGCGAGGCGGUAAGUGGGUGAGAUUUGAAGAGCUUGUCGUACACUGCGAUAAGUAUCCAUAAAUUUUUCUGCGGCGUAAUAUCGCAAAAACCACGUCGCUGUGUAUAUAAAGUUGCAAAGGAGCAAGUAAAGCUUUUUUAUGCUUGUUACCGCUCUCCUUGACGUUGACGUUGAGACAUCAGAGUAGCGAUUCGUGCAAGUAGUAUGCUCAGCGGGCUGCUCUGCGUGGUCCGUACAACUCUCAUCCACUGAACAUUUGUGUGGAAGCUGCGGAACCCCUCAAUUUGUUUUUUUGAUCUUUGAUGUAGAAAUCCAAAUCAUGCGCAUUCGCCCAUGCAGCGCUCUUUAUUCCUGUCAAGAAUUUGAAUUUCAAUUUGCUAAAAGUAAAAAUCCGAAGUUUUUCCAGUACUUACACACAGACAAGCCGCUGCUCGGAUCAGGGCACAGGCAAGUGGGUGGAUAGGUACUUCUAGAGGAUUAGUAGGAAGAAUCACCAGCGUGCCGUGUUGAGUUUUAGACAAGAUUUUAAGAUUACCCGCAGGUCUUUUUGUAUGAAAAAAGUGAAUACAACUGCUAGCAAGAAGAGUCAAUGAGCAGCCUGUAAAGCGUAGGUAGUGCCUCUCUUAUUGCGGACUCAGGCUUUAUUUGCAGCGCUCUUCUACCCAUGAUGAUUUUUUCGAAAGCGCGCGUAUGCAAAAACGGACAUAGAAAGUCAUAAUGACCCAUGAAAACACUAGAACAAAAAGAAGCACGAGGCAGUCAGCUUGUGUAUGAGUGUGGGUCUUGUAGUACUUCUACAUCAUGCUGAAAAAAAAUUCGUACUUACCUACUAUGGCAGCCUCGCGUGCUGGGCGAAGUUCUGACCCGUGAGAG
Messenger RNA from Amoebophrya sp. A120, 9423 nucleotides. NCBI's taxonomy places the organism in Eukaryota, Dinophyceae, Syndiniales, Amoebophryaceae. The record is from the annotation of a GenBank genome assembly.